This is a messenger RNA of Salvelinus sp. IW2-2015, 4607 nucleotides long. RefSeq names its product solute carrier family 12 member 9. Gene Ontology annotation, biological process: chloride transmembrane transport; cell volume homeostasis; potassium ion homeostasis. The record is from RefSeq and is a predicted model, not a curated record. Gene Ontology annotation, cellular component: membrane. Gene Ontology annotation, molecular function: potassium:chloride symporter activity. NCBI's taxonomy places the organism in Eukaryota, Metazoa, Chordata, Actinopteri, Salmoniformes, Salmonidae.
CAAUGUUCAUUGUAAUAGGGGGAAUACGCAUGUAGAUUUGAAUGAAAACUGGUCAGAUUGCGGCAUUAUAAUUUCUACCUUUUAUGAGCUAUUGGAGAAUUUAUCUGUAGCCUAUGCUAACUAUAGCCAGUAGUUUUCUAAUCUAGUUAGAUCAACUAACAAAGCACAGUUGUGUAUGCUUUUAUAUUACUUUGUGAUAACUUGCAGAGAUCAUUCAGCUGUAAACUGAAAUAACGGAGCAGUGGGCUACAGUAGGCAGCCAGAUGCAGACGGUGAGUGUUUAACAACCGGAAGUGCGCGCGCUUAUUCCCACUGACGGAGAAUAGGGUUACAAAAAAGGACGUCUAGACCAUCUAAAUAUACAAUAGGCUUCUCCCGAAGGCCAUGUCUAAUGAACACGCACCCCUCCUCGCCCAUGGGGUUUGUGGUCUGUCUGUAGACACAGCAGUAUGUGGCAUGGGGGGGUCCGAGGGCACUGGGGAGGCCAGCACUCCUAAUGCUGUACCCCGAAAACUCAACACAUUCUUCGGGGUGAUAGUGCCCACCGUCCUCUCCAUGUUCAGCAUUGUCCUCUUCCUCAGAACUGGGUUUGUGGUUGGCCAUGCGGGGCUCUUGCAGGGUCUUGUGAUGCUGCUUGUAGCCUACACCAUUAUCUCCCUCACCAUCUUGUCCAUCUGUGCUAUUUCCACCAAUGGUGCUGUGCAGGGAGGCGGGGCCUAUUUCAUGAUCAGUCGAUCGUUGGGCCCAGAGUUUGGAGGAAGCAUUGGCCUCAUGUUCUUCCUUGCUAAGGUGUGCGCGUGUGGAGUGUAUGUGCUUGGUCUGGUAGAGGCCAUACUUGACAUAUUUGGUCAGGAUCCAGCGUCGUCCUCUGCAUUGCGGGUGCUUCCCCAGGGCUACUGGUACACAGUGCUGUACUCUUCCAUAGUUCUCCUGCUGGUUCUGUUGGUGUGCCUAGUGGGCGCCCACAUCUUCGCCCGCACCUCCUUUCUCAUCCUGCUGGUGGUGACCAUCUCCUUGCUGUCCAUCUACAUCAGCCCCCUGGCGCUGACCACGCCCCUAAACUUCCUCAUCUCCCACCAGGGCCCUGGCAACCAGACCCUCACCUACAACGCCAGCUACACAGGCUUCAACGGCACAACACUGAGGGACAACCUGGGCUCGAGCUACACUGUGGACUAUAGCACCGGUAAAGUAAUGUCAUUCGCCUCCGUGUUCGCUGUCAUGUUCACCAGCUGUACCGGAAUCAUGGCCGGAGCCAAUAUGUCAGGAGAGCUGAAGAACCCCAGUGCUGCCAUUCCCAAAGGCACCAUUAUUGCAGUCCUCUACACCUGCAUAGUCUAUGUCCUGCUCUUCAUCCUGGCCAGCUCCACAUGUGAAAGGACCCUGUUGGUUCAGGAUUACGGGUUCUUCCAGCGUAUAAACAUUUGGCCGCCAUUUGUAACCAUUGGGAUCUACUGUUCCGCCCUAUCAGCAGCCAUGUGCUCUCUGAUUGGGGCGUCCCGGAUCCUCCAUGCCCUUGCACUGGACCAGCUGUUUGGUAAGGAUGUUGUUGAACACGUUUCGCAAAGAGUAACAGAGCAAAGGACAUGUUUUGGGCUGACACAGAAUAAGGAGCAUAAUGUUGAUGUAAUGUUGAUGUUACCCAUAGGUUUUCCAUUGGCUCCUGCUGCUAUCACUUCCAGCUCUGGUAACCCAUGGGUGGCAGUGCUAUACACCUGGGGGUUGGCACAGUGUGUGGUGUUUGCAGGCCAACUUAAUGCCAUAGCUGGCCUUGUGACAGUGUUCUACCUGCUGGCCUAUGCUGCUGUCGACUUGGCCUGUCUGGCUCUGGAAUGGGCAUCGGCCCCCAACUUCAGGCCCACCUUCCAGGUGUUCUCCUGGCACACAUGUCUGCUGGGCAUUCUGAGCUGUCUGGUGAUGAUGUUUGUCAUUAAUCCUGUCUACUCUUCAGCCAGCAUCAUCCUCCUCUUGCUGCUGUUGCUCUUCCUGCACUACAGAUCACCCACCAGCAGCUGGGGAUACAUCAGCCAGGCUCUUAUCUUCCAUCAGGUGCGUAAGUAUCUGCUGAUGCUGGACGUGAGGAAGGACCAUGUGAAGUUCUGGAGGCCCCAGGUGUUGUUGAUGGUGGCCAACCCUCGCUCCUCCUGCCAGCUCAUCAACUUUGUCAAUCAGCUGAAGAAGGGCGGCCUGUUUGUGCUGGGACACGUGAAGCUGGGAGAUCUGGACACCCUGCCCUCAGACCCUGUCCAGCAGCAGUAUAACUUCUGGCUGAGUCUGGUGGAUAAGCUGGGAGUGAAGGCCUUUGUGGAUCUGACUCUGUCCCCCUCUGUGAGGCAGGGCACACAGCAUCUGCUGCGCAUCACUGGCCUGGGCGGCAUGAAGCCCAACACUCUGGUCUUGGGGUUCUAUGACAGUUGCACCCCUGAGGACUACUUCCUCCAAGACCCUGCCUUCUAUGAGUCAGAAGAGGCCGGAGGGGAUGAUUUUGGGGUAGAUCUACCCUCUCUGCAAGCCCACUUCCCUCCAGUCCGCCAUGUGGAGAGUCCACGCUGGCUCACGCCAGAGGAGUAUGUGGGAAUCAUCUCGGAUYCCAUCAAGAUGAGUAAGAACGUGUGUCUGGGCCGCUACUUCUUCCAGCUGCAGGGGGAGAGCAUGGGGACCAAGAUGGACGGGGCUGGGAGGAUCAUCGACGUGUGGCCCCUCAACCUGCUGCGUCCGGGCAGCACCUCAGCAGCCUCUGUUGACGUGUGCAGCCUUUUCCUGCUGCAGAUGGCGUGUGUCCUCAACAUGGCCAGCAGAUGGCGCCAUGCCAGAAUGAGAAUAUUUCUGUGUGUGGAGGCAGAGUCAAGCGACCAGGGCUGGGUGGUUAAAGAGGAGACCUUCCGGGAGCUGUUGAGGAAGCUGAGGAUCAGGGCCUCCAUCAAGAUAGUGCCUUGGGACUCUGUGGUGCAGCUGUACYGACAGAAACAGACACAGGACGCAGGGCUGGGGGAGCUGGGCCUGACGAGGCCGGCCCCAGCCCUCUCAGAGGACUUCUUGUCUGCAGUCAACUGCCUGCUGAUGGAGCACAGUGCUCAGGCUGCUGUCCGCUUCCUGUAUUUACCACGCCCCCCUACUCACUCUAGCCAAUCACAACAAUACCUUAGUCAGUUGGAAGCUGUGACUCACGGUUUAGGCCCAACCCUCUUGAUUCAUGGUCUCACCCCAGUCACGUGCACUGAGCUUUGAGUGUGUCACUGUGUGUUUAUGGGAUCAAUAUGUCAUGUAGCUAACUUAAUCCUGAACAUAAUAGAAAGGGCAGUCUGUUGAUUGCUUAACAUAUGAGGUACAUGAUGUAUGUGUUAGUUAGACAAUAAACACACAGGCACGCUACACAACAGGACCUAUUGGUAUAGCUCUGUUCUGUAGGCACAUAGUUUCACAUCUUGUAAUGUAACUCAUUUACACAUCUACUAAUUUCAGAAAUGAACACAUUUGGCACCUAGUCAGUCGCAGUAAAAGCAUCCUUUAAGCUGUCUCCUCCCUUUCAUCUACACUGAUUAAAUGGAUUUAACAAGUGACCUCAAUAAGGGAUCAUAGCUUUUACCUGGAUUCACCUAGUCAGUCUGUCAUGGUUUGCACACUGUGUAUAUUUAUUUGUUCAUACUAUAAUUUAAUGGAGUAGAAGAAGAGUUGAGUUCCAACUCUGGAUUCUGAAAUGGAGAAAAGGCUACAUAUGUUUACUAGCUAUGGAAACUAGAAUUUUGUGUUCUUUUAUUUGAUGUUGAACACAUUCUCUUUCCAUUGACCCCUUUUCCCAGCAUAUUCCUCUUCAGAUUGUGACCCAGUUUGGGAGAGCUCACGACUGUCUGGACCACAUGAUCUCUUAGGAUUUUAGGUCAUUCACCAAUUGGUCAUGUUGAAAUGCUGCUUUUCCGGACUAUUAUCUGGUCCAUGAUGGAACAUGAAUUCAAAGUUCCUGACCCCGCUCUUAACAAGAUGAGUCCCUAAUGCUUGACAAUAUUAUGUAAUGUUAAACAAUCACAAAGGCACUAACAGGCAGAUUAAAUAUCAAUUGCUAAUUUAUUUUGUCACAUUUUUUAUGUAUCAACUUUAUGCCAAAUGCUACGGCGCAUUCCAUUAAUUUAUUACUUGGGGAAAGUAUUUGAAUUCUUCUGCUGUGCUUUUCUUAUGUACAGAUGUAGGAAACAAUGUUACGGAGUUACUGCAAGGAGUUUUGUAUUCAUGCAAGCUAUUUUUAAAUACUAAUUGAAGCAUGUAUUAGGCGCUAUGUGAAAGCUUCUACAUUUAACAAGACUUGUGGGACUUUUGUGCUUUAAGCAGAAAUAGGACUAUAAAGAGAACUGAAGUUACUAUAUGUUUCUGACUGCUCAGAAUCCAUGUACUGUUCUCUCGUUGUGUGACAGACUGUUCUCCAGCGUCUGUGGAUUUCUUAUUGAGUGCCAGAUAGGUCACAAGCUAGUUUUGCAGAACAUACUUUAUUCAAGAAUAAGAAUAGACAACGUAUAGCAUACUGAGUAACAUAUGUGUAGAGGAAACAGUAACAAAUAUGACAGUAAUUUGUGAAUGGGUUUGUAAUAUGCAAUAAAAUAAACAAUAGUAAUUUG